UCAGAGCUCCAUAUAGACGCCGUCAUCAUACCUGAACCUAGUUGAGACCGUCCCGCAUCUUGCAAUGCUCCCCUGCACUGGACAAGAGCGUGACAGGCCACAGCACGACACUGUUCUCCCACGGCUGCUGACAUCGCCUCUUUAUUAACCUUAAAGGCAGCAAACAAACAUACAGGUGUCCCACGAGUAAGGGUUUGUGACCGGCGACGAGAAGAGGGGGCUGGCUGCAUCUGUUGCGUGUGAAUUAAUUUCCACAUUAGCAUCCAGUUAGCUAGCUGUAAUGUCAGACACUUAACGUAACUAUGAGGGUUACAUUGAAAAUCACAAAUGUCAUCUGUCACUUGUGGUGGGCAGUGCUUUACGGGGAUCUCCAGUAAAUACAGGGGCGGUAACGGAGCGAUAUAUCAUGUCCGUAUAAGAAGAAGGACCUGAAAGGUGCAUGAAUGUGUUCAGUGUAAUGCUUCGGAGCUAACGGACUAGCUUCGUGGAAACACGUCGGUAGUCUGAAGAGCGUUGCUUGUCGCUUUACACGGUGCUAGCUAAUAUGGACGGUCUUACUUCCACCAAGGAUCACUGUGUCUCGCAUCGGAAAAUGCAAUGAGAAGACUGCAAGAGGAAAACCUCUAGAAGCCCGACGCGAUAAUGGAGACUUUCUUGCAGAUAGCUCCCCACUCCCUGGCAAUAGUGCUGUCCAGGGUCGAGACUGGGGAAGCGACGGGGGCGGCCGGGGUGUCAGAGAGCGACGAAUUGCCAAGGCACCACACAGGCUAUGAGAUUUUUGCCGAUUUCAAAGCAGAAAAUACCCAGCAACGUGUGUGGAACCAACGGAUUACCGAGGCUAUGUCCGAGACCUUCUUCCUGGGCUGGAUAGACGAGCAUGUGCUGCUGAUCCAGGGGAAAGAGGACCAUCUGGAGGUGUUGAGGGAUGGAUGGAUGCGGAGGUACCUCAAUCCUCCUCGGGGAUUCACCAUCAAAUACCUUGGUGAUGUGUCACCCAUCAGUAUGUCCCCUAUCAGCCAAUCGCAGUUCUUUCCUUUGGGAGAGGUGUUGCUAUUGGCUAUCUCUGCGAUGAACUCUGCCCAUAGGCCUGUCACUCAGGAGGCCCUAACUGAACACCUGCAGACAUGUUUUCCAGGUGUUCCUACGCCAACAGAGGAGGUUUUGCACCACACACUAAGCAUGCUGGUCCAUGAGAGGAAGAUCUACCCAACAACGGACGGAUAUUUUAUUGUAACCCCACAGACUUACUUUAUCACACCGAGCCUAAUCCGAACCAGCUCCAAGUGGUACCACUUAGACGAGAGAUCCAUUGACCGACACCAGCAACAUCAGCAGACACAGUGCACCUCACCUCUCUUUGGCACAGUCACCCCAUCCCCUUCUGGAGGCGUGCGUGAUAAAACACAGACUAAGACUAGCCAAAACCAUAGUGCAGGAGUCGGCGCAGGUGGAGAUUCCUUUUACAGCAACACUUACCGUGGAGACGACCCUCCAAGCCACCACACCAGCCUACAGUGCCGAUUCCCCAAAGACCACCGGGAAGUGUACUCAUCCCCACACCCUCCACAAACACCUCCCCAGCAAACAGGAGGCAGCACAGAAAAAAGCCGCAGCACCCUCGGGUUCACCUUCAAGACGGACACUCUAACCAAGCACAGAGGGGGGGGCAAUGGGGGAGGUGGAGGAGGAGGAGGAGGAACUGCAGAGAUUGAGAAACAAGCCAGUGGAGGAAGUGGCACAGGCAGUCGUAAGUUUGGUCUGAAGCUGUUCCGUCUGAGCUUUAAGAAGGAUAAGACCAAGCAGUUUGCCACCUUCUCAGCACAGUUCCCCCCUGAUGAGUGGCCACUCCGUGAUGAGGAGGUGCCCAGCCAGCUGCCACGUCAUGUAGAGAUGGAGAUUAUCCGCAGAAUCAACCCUGACCUUACUGUGGAGAAUCUUGCGAGGCACACAGCUGUCAUGAAGCGUCUUGAAGAAGAGCGUGCUCAAAGAAGUAAAGCCUCAUCAGCCAAUCAGAGCUCUAGGAGUAGGAGAAGUGGAGGUAGACACAGGAAGCAGUCACAGACCAAAUUUAGCCGCUCACAUAGUAAAACAAGGGCAUUGCAUGGUGAGCCAAGUGAUGCAUCCCACCUAGAGCUGGCUGACAGGGACUAUAGAGCCUACUCAUCCUCACUGGCUCGGUCACCAAGGGAACACGCUCUGGCCAUGGAGCGACAGCGGGCUCGGCUUCACCUUGCACACAGCAACCCCAACAUUCUUGACGCCUCUCACCUGCCUGUCACACCGGAAUGGGAUGUGUCUGGAGAGCUUGCGAAGCGAAGAACGGAAAUGCCUUUCCCAGAGCCAAGCCAUGGCCCAUCAGCCCACCAUUCCAAAGUCCACCGCUCACACUCGCACACCCAGGAGAGAAAAUCCAGGAAUGAAAGGAGUGACAAGGCCAAGGAACGUUCCAGAUCCAUGGACAAUUCCAAGGGACAGCUCGGAGCAGGGUUGAUUGCACCACCUGAUUAUUAUGAUGACCGGAACCGUUACUAUACUGAUGAUGGUACCCUGCGAGCCAAUCAGAGCUCUUCUCACUACUCUCGUUCCACACCCACCUCAGCUAAGCUUGCUGGGGAUUCUCUGGGGUUGAAUGGUGGUAGGAGCUUAGAGAGGAAUAAGAGCAGGGACAACCUUCCAGCAUACUCACCGAAACCCCUGCCCACUUCUGUUGCUCCUGAUGAUUACUUUCAGUGCUCUGGUUCCUCUGAUGCUGUUCUCACAACAGCAAAUCCACUGGGAACUCUGGGCAAAAGUAGCCAUGAUGGAUUAAAAGUAGGUAACUCUAACAGGAAGACAGACAGACAGACACCCCACCUGACAGAACAUAAGGAGGACAAAUGGGUGGGACCUAAAGGUGGCAGCCUGCCUCCUAUACCUCUCACUAACCCUGACCCACCCCUUCCGAAUGGACGACCUCCCCACAGUGCCUCCUUUGGUCAGGAGAAACGUAAAGAGAUCUUUAGUAAAGACACUCUCUUCAAACCUCCUCCUGGCCUACAUUUGCCUGGCUACAGCUCCCUGAGAAAAACACCUGCCCUUGUCUCUUCUACUCUGUGCUCAUCCUGCGAUGUACUUGAUUCCCAGGAGGCCUUUGAUGCGCCCAAACCUUUGGUGGCCACAACAUCUGCACCCCCACAGGGGAUUGAACCCACGACCAGUACUGCAGAGGCAUCAUUUGACUAUUACAAUGUCUCAGAUGACGAUGAACUUGAGGAGAGUGGGACCAAAAGUCGAGGAGAGGACGAGAAGGCUGGAGGAGGCAUUGUUGGGAUGGGAGGGGGUGCAGCAGGUACCAUGCAGUGGCUCUUGGAGAGAGAGAAGGAGAGGGACCUACAGAGGCGGUUUGAAAGAACCCUCACCUUCCCCAGUGCUAAAGAGAGGCUUCCAGAGUCCAGUCAGAACCAGCAGUCAGCCCACUCUGCUAGACUGGACAGUAUGGACUCCAGCUCCAUCACAGUUGACAGUGGAUUCAAUUCUCCACGAACAAGGGAGAGUCUAGCAUCUAACACCUCUUCCAUAGUGGAGAGUAACCGUCGUCAGAACCUGGCCUUGAGUCCUGGACACCUCAGCAUCACUACUGGCAACGGUCCCCCCUUCUCCUUCCGUAACAUCACAGAACCUACCAGCACCCAACCAGAGAAACUCCAGAAGCCCAGCGCCUGCCUUGCAUCAAUCACCAGCGUCUAGGGACAGAACUAAAGGCUGGGCAGGAUGCUGAAAUCCAAUGGACAAGGGACAGAAAAUUUAAGUUCCAACCCAGAGGACUGUUACACCUUAAGACGAACAAAUGGAUUUAGCCAGUGGCGCUGUGAUAGGCCCACUCUGGAACUAUAGCUGUUAAAACACACACACUCACACAAAUAAACAGGCCACUGGGCAGUCAUUGUACAGCC
Messenger RNA from Hippoglossus stenolepis (Pacific halibut), 3932 nucleotides. RefSeq names its product storkhead-box protein 2. Gene Ontology annotation, cellular component: nucleus; cytoplasm. The coding region runs from base 643 to 3726 and encodes 1027 amino acids. The transcript is spliced from 4 exons. The record is from RefSeq and is a predicted model, not a curated record. NCBI's taxonomy places the organism in Eukaryota, Metazoa, Chordata, Actinopteri, Pleuronectiformes, Pleuronectidae. Gene Ontology annotation, biological process: positive regulation of transcription by RNA polymerase II. Gene Ontology annotation, molecular function: RNA polymerase II transcription regulatory region sequence-specific DNA binding; DNA-binding transcription activator activity, RNA polymerase II-specific.